Molecule: messenger RNA, 3538 nt
Organism: Rana temporaria (common frog)
Lineage: Eukaryota; Metazoa; Chordata; Amphibia; Anura; Ranidae
Product: interleukin-20 receptor subunit alpha-like
Exons: 7
Coding region: 329-1393 (354 amino acids)
Molecular function (GO): protein binding
Source: RefSeq, a predicted model, not a curated record
GCUCAACACUGUUUCUGAAUGUUCUUUGUUCACCUCUUGCCUGAGGCUAUAGCAAGGAAAACAUUAGAAAAGGAAUGCUGGAUGCGUGGUAUGACAAACAGAAAUUAAUUUGCUAGGGCAGCAUAGACUGUGGCGGAAAUGUUUUAACCAACAGGAAAAACAAGAGGAAGGUACUAUAGUCACUCAUGCUCAAAUCACAGACGGGUCUGCCAUCUUUACUGCCUGGAUUCGAUUUUUUCACAGGUUUAUGAUACCUACACCAAUGAAAAGAUCCUGCAAAUGCUAAGGAGCCACUUGGACAGCACCAGCAGUGCCAGUGCCGUGUAUUAUGUUGCGGAUCCUGCUUCUUUUGCUUAUUCUGCUUUCGACUGCUUCAGGAAAUCAGUGUGAAUUUCUAAAGCCAAGAACCGUGAGCUUCUAUUCUCUGGACAUGAACACAACUCUGACCUGGAUGCCACCAGAGAACGCAGAAGGAGUGUUUUAUACUGUUUCCUACUUAGUAUAUGGGAGUGAUAUCUGGCACAGGAAAUUAGAAUGCACAAAUAUAACUUGGACAUGGUGCAAUCUAGCUCAUGAAACAAACAAAAAUUCAACAACAUAUGGUAAUGUCACUGCAAGCAAUCUGAACUGUUCUACAUCUAAAAUUUCAGAAGGGUUUGAACCUUACCAUCAAACUAUCCUUGGACCUCCAAAAAUCAACUUGUUUUCCGAUGCAAACUCAAUUGUAAUCAAUCUAACUCAUCCCAUUGCUGAUCAUUUCCAUAUUAAGUUUAAAUAUCAUAUCUACCUAAAUGGCAUACACAUCAAAGAAACAAAAAGUCCUUAUUACAAAAAAGAACAUUUAGAUUCACAUACAAAGUAUUGUAUAACUGCCAAAUUGUCAGUAUUUGGAAGAGAGAGCAGUAUGUCCGGAACAACAUGUAUUACAACAGAAAGAGAUUACAGUGAAGAAAUUGUUAAAGUGUUACAAUAUAGUUUGCCAGUGAUGUUGGCUACAUUAACAUUCAUUUUAGUAGCUUAUGCUGUGCAUAAGUAUAUUUACGUCAGCAAUUCCAGCCAACCACAUAUUCUGAACACCAUGAGAAGAAGCAAUGCUAAUUUACUUUUCUUGGAGGCUUAUUCAGUACCUAUAAACAUUCUAAUCAUAGAUAGAGACAUUAUAAAUCUACAAGGCUCCGUAAUAUCUGAAAAGGAUGAAUCGCUGAAUAAGAGCUUUAUGAAUUUAAGUCUUCCCAAAGAUGAUCUUAUUCAUGAGUCAGUUAUUACUGAUGAAGACAAUUAUUACAGUUAUGACACAUUUCAAGACAACGUACAAACUGCAAGACCAAAUAUUUCACCAUAUGAUAUGCCACAUUGGACAUUUGACAUUCCUGCACCUAACCAAAGGGUAUAGCAUGGUAUAAGAAUUUCCUUGAUACAGGACCACAGCUAUAACUGUCAAUUAGCUUUAUCCUGUUAUCCUAGUUAGUGAAAGAGUUUGUUCUUUGAUUUGCUUAUCCAAACAAUGGCUACGAAACCUUUGCCCAAGACAAAGGUAGGAUAUUGAUCUAUCCAAAACUUUAUUCUGUCACUAGAACAAGCAUACAUCACAGCACUAGCUGGAAAAACACCAGAUGGAAGUUUUUUUUAUUAUGUUUUGUUAUUUUUUUAAAUUAUUUUUAGUAAAAAUUUAACCUGGUAAAUAUGAAAUAUUGCAUGUCAAGGUUUCAUACUUACUGUCUGCAGUCAAAAGCUAGUUUUUUUCUGCAGUGAUUUACUACUAUGUUGUGAACAGCUUAAAUAGACUGUGUAAUUUGAUCUCCUGCUAUGGAGGUCUAUUUAUAACAUACGCACAAGGGGAAUGAGUAAUAGAAGGGACACAUUUUCCUUUUUUACUAGAUUAAACCUGUGUAUUGCAAAGUAAAUACACAGCUUGCUAAGGAGCUAGACUUGCCCCCUUUAAUUCAAUAAAUACCAUGACUGCUGAUCGUGUUCCAGAUCUGUCUCAACCAGCUGAUUCAGCUGCUGUGAUAAAUAAUUUAGACCCUGAUGACAUCACUCUCCCUGGACUUCCCUCUCAGUCCAGGUAUAGUCACUUUCCUGGAGCUCAGUGACAACCUUUUAUUGGCCAUAGUUUUAAAAAGUUUAUUUUUUUUUAUAUUAUACUAUUGUUGUAUAUUGUCGCAGGUUAGGAAUUUCUUUUUUUUUGCAAAUUUAUAAAGUCGCUAACAUUUCCACUUCAAUACCAAAGUGAAUACCUCUAAUUAAUACAGAGCCCACUUUGAUACUACCUAACAAAAUGGUUCUAUGUAAACCCAAUAUAGCCAAGGUUAGCUAUUAUGCUUACAAGUUAGAAACAUUUUCUGUGUUGUUACUGCAGGGUUGGCUCCCUCUAGUGUUUACUGGACUCUAUGUGUGAAUUUUCUUUCUUCCUGUGUAAGGAUAUAAAAAAAAGCAUCAUGGGAUGUGUAGUUUAGAAUGCUGAAGUGACUCUGCCAGCAGCACUGAUCUGAACUACAGGGAACAGAAUGCUGAGUAAACCAAACAGACUGCUGGGAGAGGAUAUAAAAAGGGCUGGCACUGCCUAGAUCACUCUCUCUGGACACAGUAUUGACUCUGGCAGCAGGAGGUCUGUGUAACAGGGAGUUUUCCGACCAUUUGAGGCCUACACAGCGGGGAGCCAGAUAGCCAUGUCUAGAGGGAUCUCUGCAGGCAGCAUUGCUUCUUCAGUGCAGUGGACCGGAGGGUGUUCCGUUUCAUCCAGAGGCGCCUGCAAUUCAGGAUCCAGUGAGCUCAGCGUGGCGCGGUGGCUUCCAUUAUACAAAGCAAAGACAAGACACAGAGAAAGCUUUUUGACUGGAGUCUUCUCAUCAUUUAACCAUUCAUUUAAUCUAUCUGAGAUCCAGAUUGGUGAGCGCGCAUAGCCCAUGUUAUAAUUAAGGACACUGCUGUUAGACAUCACCCACACAGUUUAGCUGGUGGUACUUGUAGUUCCACAGGAGUUGCAUCCUCUUUUAUAACGGACCGAGCAAGCAGAUGCCUAUGCUCAGUACACAUUGCUGAUUUCAGUAGUCACAUUUUUUACAUCUUUAGGUUCUUAAAAUAAGGAAGUUGCACUAAUACCAGGAUAAAUUACAGCUUUGCUAAUUACUACAAUUUGCCAUUUUUGAUUUCUUCUUUUACAACAUAAAGAGGCUAGUUGAAGAUAUCUGGAAUUCAAGGAAUACCUUUCCUUACCCUUUUUAUAAUCCUCUCCUCCCACUUAUUUGCAUUGAACUGCAGAAGGGAGCCAUCCUUUUGAAUACAAUAUUGUUUAUACUGUUUAUAUUGUGCAGGAUUGCUGGCCUGUGUGUUGAGAUAGAAGAGAGACAUCUGUGCCAGAUGUUUACUCUCCUGUCAAUCUGUUCACAUAGGUUCUUGUAUUGAGUUAAUAUUUGUGUACAUUCACAAUUAAGGGGCCUUUACAUUAAUACACUGUGUUUCCAUUAAGUACCAAGUUGAUAUAUACAUGUAUCUUGUAUUUUGAUAUUACAGUAAACAUAUCUGAAUUGUUACUUUA